CUCUAAAUAAAGACAUUUGUGAGAGCGCACCAUGUUGUGUGUCGUCGGUAGACCUCUGUGCAGUCUGAGAGUCUCCGGUGCUCUGACUAAGGCUACAGUCGCAAUGGCAGACGCUCUGGCGAAACUCCCCGUUGUGGAGAUUGAUCCAGAGGGAACAUUCAAAUACAUACUGGUCAGAGUGAAAGUGAAAGAUGGCGAUGCGCAUACAGACAUAGUCCGUGGCACAAAAAGCGCAGAGUAUCACAAUCAUAUAUUUGACAAGGUCAAUCCUGCUAUGGAGGCCUUGGGGAUGGAGUGCAAAUGCCUUGGUGGAGGGAAGAUAGAGCACAACAGCCAAGAGAAAAAACUAAGGGUGUUUGGAGAAUCAACUGCGUAUGGUAAAGCAGACCAUUCUGUAUCUGCAGAGAAGCUGAAGAGUGCCUUUGGUGAUUAUGAGAUCACCUGGUCUGACGACAAAAAAUAGAGUGUGGACUUGCAUCUCAUUUCAAAUGUUGGCCUUAUCAGUUCCACUACGAAAACCAUGUAAUAAUUGACCCUUCUGUGCAACCACCACUUAAUUCAAAUACACCACUCUGCAUUUAA
Molecule: messenger RNA, 582 nt
Organism: Epinephelus moara (kelp grouper)
Lineage: Eukaryota; Metazoa; Chordata; Actinopteri; Perciformes; Serranidae
Exons: 3
Coding region: 32-463 (143 amino acids)
Biological process (GO): peptidyl-histidine dephosphorylation
Cellular component (GO): cytosol
Molecular function (GO): protein histidine phosphatase activity
Source: RefSeq, a predicted model, not a curated record